Manduca sexta (tobacco hornworm) is the source of this 1421-nucleotide messenger RNA. RefSeq names its product E1A-binding protein p400-like. NCBI's taxonomy places the organism in Eukaryota, Metazoa, Arthropoda, Insecta, Lepidoptera, Sphingidae. The transcript is spliced from 3 exons. The coding region runs from base 15 to 1421 and encodes 468 amino acids. The record is from RefSeq and is a predicted model, not a curated record.
UGAUUGUCUAAUGUAUGGUACGGUCCUAUCCGCAGGUCUGGGUGAACGCAGCCGGAGACAAGAUGCCGGUGUGGUGUCCGCCCACGCCGCCCGCCGGCGACGGCGACGUGUACUGCGAGACCUGGUCGCGCCGCUCUACCGCCGCGGCGCCGCACCCGAGGCGCUGCUGCCGCCCGUGCACCGCCGCGAGCCCCGCGCCGCACGGGACGCGCGCCGCCCGCGUCCCACCGCCCGCGCACCCCCCGCACCGCCCUCGCUGUUCGAGCGCGGCGGCCCGCGGCCCCGUCCGCGCCCGCGCACACGCGCCCGCCGCCGCGCAUGCGCCUCAGCCCGAGUGGUCCCCCGCCGAGGACGCCGCGUUGCGUCGCGCGCUCCGGCUGCAGCGUCUUCCGUCAGAACCGCCGCCUGCGAUCGCGCCCAAUUGGGAGUGGGUCGCCGAGCUCGUGGGCGAGGCGGCGCGCGCGGUCGGCGCGCAGUGUGUCGCGACCGCACGACGCGCUCGCCGACCCCGAGCGGGCGCGCGCCGACACCGACGACCGCCUGCCGCCCGUCGCCGCCUUGACGACGAGCGUCCGCGCCCGCCGCUGCACCGGCUCGACGCGGUACGCGACGCAGCCGAACGCCGUCGCGCUGCGCCCAAACGACGAGUCGACGAUCCUCCGCACCGCAAUCCUAAACACGCACAACUACUCGCCGAUCACGGGAUCGACUACGAUGUGCCGCCGACACCAGUCGAGGUGGCCGCGCGCCGGGCGGAUCGUAUUGCACGUGAAAAACUUAAGGCGGCAGCGCCACAAGCGUCGACGACGGCGUCGGCGGUUCCCGCGGCUUCGGCGACGCCCGCGCCGGUGCCAGUGUCGGUGUCGCAGCGCGUGCUGGUGGCGGCACACAGCGGCGCAGGUGGCAAGCCGGACGCACGGCGCCUGCGCGCGGCUACGUCGGAGACACCACGCGCGACCAUCGCGGGCGCCACCGCGACCUCCGCGCCCACCGCGCAACUGCUUUAUAGACAACAAGCUUUUACGGCGCGACAUUUAAAAAUCCUUCAUCAGACUGUGGCGCCUUCCGCUCAGAGCGGAGCGGCUGGCACGAGCGCCGACGGCGCUUCGCUGCGCAAGAUACAGCUCCAGCAACUGUCGUUGCGGCGCGGGCCGGCCGGGCGGGCGCAGCGCAGGCGGCCGCGGCGCAGGCCACGGGCGCACCGCCCGCCUCCGCUGCCUCGCACGUCGUGGUGGCGCACAUCGCCGCGCCCGCCGCGCACUCCGCCGCACACGCCGCCGCCUCGCACGCAUCCGCGCACACCGCUGCGCACACCAUCGCGCACGCCGCUGCGCACCCCGCCUCGCACCCCGCCUCGCACCCCGCCUCGCACCCCGCCUCGCCCGCGCCGAGACCACCGGAAUCCCGACAAUAAACUCUAA